AUGGAGACCACACAGCUCCCGAAGCCUCACCUGGUUGUCAUCCCAUCGCCAAUCACCAGCCACGUAAUCGCCACGGUGGAUAUCGGCUGCCUCCUGGCGGCGCACGGCGCGCCGGUGACCAUUAUCACCACGCCCGCCAGCGCGGAGCUCGUACAGGACCGUGUACAACGUGCCGGGCAAGGUUCCUCAGCGGGCAUCACGGUCACCGCGAUCCCGUUCCCGGGUGCGGAGGCGGGCCUGCCAGAUGGCUGCGAGAGGCUGGACCACGUCCCGUCCGUUGCCCUCCUGCAGAAAUUCUUCGACGCCACCAAGCUGUUCGGCGAGCCCGUGGCGCGGCACUGCCGUCUCAUGGCGCCUCGUCGGCCGAACUGCAUCGUCGCCGGGAUGUGCAACACGUGGGCUCACACCAUGGCGCGCGAACUCGGUGCGCCUUGCUUCAUCUUCUACGGGCACGGUGCGUUUUCCUCGCUGUGUUUCGAGUACCUGCACACGCACAGGCCGCAAGAGGCGGUCGCGUCGCUGGACGAGCGCUUCGAUGUGCCAGUCCUGCCGCCUUUCGAGGUCAAGUUCUCCCGGAGGCAGCUGCCGGUGUUUUUCCAGCAGUCCACUAACAUCAAGGAUGACAUUCUUCGAGGGAUCCGGGAGUUCGACAUGGCCGUGGACGGCAUCGUCGUGAACAGCUUCGAGGAGCUGGAACGCUACUCGGCCGCGCGCCUCGCCGUGGCCACGGGCAAGGCCGUGCUCGCCGUCGGCCCCGUCUGGCUGUGCGGCGCACCUAGCCUACUCGAUUCGGACUCGCGCGCCGGCACCGGGUCGGAUGAGGCGAGGCGGUGCGUGGCGUGGCUGGACGCCAAGAAAGCCAGGUCCGUCCUCUACGUCAGCUUCGGCAGCAACGGGCGCAUGCCACCAGCGCAGCUGAUGCAGCUUGGGCUGGCCCUCGUCUCAUGCCCUUGGCCUGUGCUCUGGGUCAUCAAGGGUGCGGACACUCUGCCCGACGACGUCAACGAGUGGCUACAGCACAACACCGACGGCGACGGCCACUCAGGGCCGAGACAGUGUCUUGUAGUUCGCGGGUGGGCGCCGCAGGUUCCCAUCCUAGAGCACCCGGCCGUCGGUGGAUUUCUGACGCACUGCGGCUGGGGCUCGACGCUGGAGAGCGUGGCUGCGGGCGUGCCCAUGGCCACCUGGCCGUUCUUCGCCGAGCAGUUCAUGAACGAGAAGCUGAUCGUUGACGUGCUAGGGAUCGGCGUGUCCGUCGGCGUGACAAAGCCCACAGAGAAUUUGCUGAACGGCGUCAAAGGCGAGGCGAAGGCGGAGGUGGGAACAGAACAGGUGAAGAGGGCCCUGAACAAACUCAUGGAUGGAGGAGCCGAAGGGGAGGAUAGGAGGAGCAAGGCUCGGGAGCUGAAGGCCAAAGCCAAAGCUGCUUUGGAGAACGGGGGAUCUUCGUAUAUGAAUCUGGAGAAGUUGAUCCAGUUCGCCACUUGA
Messenger RNA from Miscanthus lutarioriparius, 1488 nucleotides. The record is from the annotation of a GenBank genome assembly. NCBI's taxonomy places the organism in Eukaryota, Viridiplantae, Streptophyta, Magnoliopsida, Poales, Poaceae.